AGAUAAAACCUCCUGACUCAGCACACGUCUCCCUUUGCUUCUGUGUGCGACUGGGACCAGCGCUUUCACCCCCUCGCCCUUAAUCAGUUUCUCAUCCGCAAGAAGACGCACACCGCCCACAGAGGACAGGAUGAGAGAAAUCGUUCACCUUCAAGCCGGACAGUGUGGCAACCAGAUCGGAGCCAAGUUCUGGGAGGUGAUCAGUGAUGAACAUGGAAUCAGCCCGACCGGGAGCUAUGAGGGCGACUCCCCACUGCAGCUGGAGAGGAUUAGUGUGUACUACAAUGAGGCCUCAUCCUCUAAGUAUGUUCCCAGAGCCAUCCUUGUAGACCUGGAGCCUGGAACUAUGGACAGUGUUCGCUCUGGGACAUACGGACAACUCUUCAGACCUGACAACUUCAUCUUCGGUCAGAGUGGAGCGGGUAACAACUGGGCUAAAGGUCACUACACAGAGGGGGCGGAGCUGGUGGACUCUGUGCUGGACGUAGUCAGGAAGGAGUGUGAGAACUGUGACUGCCUGCAGGGCUUUCAGCUGACCCACUCCCUGGGAGGGGGCACUGGUUCUGGCAUGGGCACCCUGCUCAUCAGCAAGAUCCGCGAGGAGUACCCCGACCGCAUCAUGAACACGUUCAGCGUGGUGCCCUCGCCCAAGGUGUCCGACACGGUGGUGGAGCCCUACAACGCCACCCUCUCCAUUCACCAGCUGCUGGAGAACACCGACGAGACCUACUGCAUAGACAACGAGGCCCUCUACGACAUCUGCUUCCGCACCCUGAAGCUCCCCACGCCCACCUACGGAGACCUCAACCACCUGGUGUCGGCCACCAUGAGUGGGGUGACGACCUCCUUCCGCUUCCCCGGCCAGCUCAACGCCGACCUCCGCAAACUGGCCGUCAACAUGGUGCCCUUCCCCCGCCUGCACUUCUUCAUGCCCGGCUUCGCGCCCCUCACGGCGCGCGGCAGCGCGUGCUACAACGCUCUGUCCGUGCCUGAGCUCACCCAGCAGUUGUUUGACGCCAAGAACAUGAUGGCAGCCUGCGACCCACGUCACGGCCGCUACCUGACCGUCGCCAUGGUGUUCCGCGGUCAGAUGUCCAUGAAGGAGGUGGACGAGCAGAUGCUGGCCAUUCAGAGUAAGAACAGCAGCUACUUCGUCGAGUGGAUCCCCAACAACGUCAAAGUGGCCGUUUGUAACAUCCCGCCACGUGGCCUCAAGAUGUCCGCCACCUUCAUCGGGAACAACACGGCCAUCCAGGAGCUGUUCAAGCGCAUCUCCGAGCAGUUCACCGCCAUGUUCCGCCGCAAGGCCUUCCUGCACUGGUACACCGGGGAGGGCAUGGACGAGAUGGAGUUCACCGAGGCCGAGAGCAACAUGAACGACCUGGUGUCUGAGUACCAGCAGUACCAGGACGCCACCACUGAGGAGGAGGGAGAGAUGUAUGAAGAUGAUGAUGAGGAAGAGUCCGAGAGCCAGGCCAGGUGAACACCCUGGAUGAGGAGCCAAGCUUAUGUAAACCCAGCUGACAGAGCGCCGUCUGUUUGUCCAUAGCAGGCUGAAGCAGGGUGAUUAUCUGCCUUACACACACUGUACUGUAUGGCUCUACCUCCCUUCCUGCAGUAUGCCCCCGCCCCCGCUCUGACCAUGUCUGUGCUAACUGUUAGCCUGCUGUUGAUUUAUCCUGCUGGAAGUACCUCAGGUACAUCCCAAACAGACCACUAUGUCGAAUGUGUGAGUGUCUCGGGCAUAAACUGACGACGAGUUGUCUUUAAUGUCUUAAAAUUAAACUUGGUUGUGCCUACUUUGUACUGAGCUUUUUUUCCCCUGGCUUCAGACUUUGUCGGGGCACAUUACUCAUGAAUAAAAUGAUUGCCUCUAUUGAA
This is a messenger RNA of Esox lucius (northern pike), 1881 nucleotides long. RefSeq names its product tubulin beta-3 chain. Lineage: Eukaryota; Metazoa; Chordata; Actinopteri; Esociformes; Esocidae. The transcript has 4 exons. Gene Ontology annotation, cellular component: microtubule; cytoplasm. Gene Ontology annotation, biological process: mitotic cell cycle; microtubule cytoskeleton organization. Gene Ontology annotation, molecular function: GTP binding; GTPase activity; structural constituent of cytoskeleton. The record is from RefSeq and is a predicted model, not a curated record. Bases 131 to 1483 code for a protein of 450 amino acids.